This is a messenger RNA of Prunus mume (Japanese apricot), 2358 nucleotides long. Lineage: Eukaryota; Viridiplantae; Streptophyta; Magnoliopsida; Rosales; Rosaceae. The record is from RefSeq and is a predicted model, not a curated record.
GCAACCAAAUAUUUCGAUUUCAAUUCAAAAAUUAGUUAUCUUUGCUCUAUAUUUUAGAUGAUGACAAACAUUUGUGCACAUUAAAGAGUACUUACUCUCUCUCUCUCUCUCUUCCAAAAUGGCUGCGAAGUACUCUACAAAGCUUCACUUUCUUCUCCUUCUUCUCUUUUUUCUGUUAACCAAUUCUGCAACUCCACUAAACUUCAGUUUCUCUAGAUUCAACGGCAAGGACUACCCCACCAUAUGCACAGAAGGCGAUGCAUAUAUUGACACCCAAUUCCUCCGCCUCACCAACAGCAGCCUAGACAAUGAUAUGAAAGGCAGUGUUGGCAGAGCCACCUACAGCCGACCCUUCCUCCUCCGUGAAAACAGCACUGGAAAACUCGCUGACUUCACCACAAGUUUCAACUUCGCCAUCGUCUCCAUGGACUCAGACAACAAAUCCAGCUAUGGCGACGGCCUAGCCUUCUUCAUAGCCCCAAACGGGUCCUUCAUCGGCACCAAACUAGCAGCUGGUACCACUCUCGGCCUCCCUUACAACUUCACAUCUCCAAAAGACACCGCUUUUGUGGCGGUGGAGUUUGAUAUCUACGCUAAUCCAAUGGUCGAUCCCCCGUACGAACAUGUGGGUAUAGACGUAAACUCUCUCAACUCUAGCAUUACCAGACCUUGGAAAGGAGGUAUUAAGGAAGGAAAAAGAAAUAGCGCUACCAUUAGUUACAAUUCCACUUCAAAAAAUCUGAGUGUUGCCUUCACUACCUAUGUAAGCAAUACGAGUGAUACACAAGUGAUGAAGCAUUUUUAUUACAUUAUUGAUCUGAAACAGUACUUGCCUGAUUGGGUUGUUGUUGGGUUCUCUGCUUCAACGGGUAACUAUACUUCUCUGAAUAAGAUCAUCUCAUGGAAUUUCAAUUCAACUUCACUAGGUGAUCAUGACAGUAAGGUCGGUAUUGCAACGGACAACCAAACACCAAGCGCCAUGGCCAGUACUAAUUCCAACCGCAAGUCAAGAAACAAGAGUAUAGGCCUUGCAGUUGGGUUGGCGAUUGGUGCCUGUGCUGUCUUGUUUGGUGGAUUGGGUUUGAUUCGGUUAGUCAUGUGGAAGAAAAGGGAAACAACUGUUGAAAGUAGUGAUGAAGAUCCCAUAGUUCAUGAAUUGAUUGACGAUGAAUUUGAAAAGGGGGCCGGACCAAGGAAGUUUUUGUAUAGCGAAUUGGCUCAGGCCACCAGCAAUUUUAGGGAAGGAGAAAAGCUUGGAGAGGGAGGAUUCGGUGGGGUUUAUAAAGGCUUUAUAACAGAUUUGAAGUCAUAUGUUGCUGUUAAGAAGAUAUCGAGGGGUUCUAAACAAGGACUUAAAGAAUAUGCUUCUGAAGUGAAGAUCAUCAGUCGACUUAGGCAUCGCAAUCUUGUGCAACUGAUUGGCUGGUGCCACGAAAGAAAAUUCUUACUUGUGUACGAGUUCAUGCCUAACGGGAGCUUAGAUUCUCAUUUGUUCAAAGAGCAGAGCUUGUUGACUUGGGACGCAAGAUACAAAAUUGCACAAGGUUUGGCCUCCGGAUUGCUCUAUCUACACGAAGAGUGGGAGCAAUGCGUGCUGCAUAGGGAUAUCAAAUCAAGCAAUGUUAUGUUAGAUUCGAAUUUCAACGCAAAACUUGGGGAUUUCGGGUUAGCUCGACUUGUGGACCACGGAAAACAGUCGCAAACCACAAUUUUGGCUGGAACAAUGGGGUACAUGGCUCCGGAUUAUCUCAGCACCGGAAAGGCUAGCAAAGAAUCUGAUAUCUACAGCUUCGGAGUUGUUGCUCUGGAAAUAGCGUGUGGGAGAAAACCGAUCGAUCUUCCAAAGUCCGGAAGUAGUCCAAUCAAUUCUGUUGAGUGGGUUUGGGAGCUUUACGGAGAAGAAAGAGUUAUUGAAGCUGCUGACCCAAAGCUGUGUGGGGAUUUUGUUGAGAAACAAAUGGAGUGCUUGAUGACUGUUGGGUUAUGGUGUGCUCAUCCGGAUUACAGUAAGAGGCCUUCAAUACAACAAGCAAUUCAAGUGCUUAACUUUGAGAUUCCCUUGCCCAUUCUCCCAUCAAAGAUGCCAGUGGCUACCUAUUUUGAUCCUCCGAAAUCGCUAUCAAUGUUUUCUACUGAUACUAGUGGUUCUCAGGGAUGUCAAACAGAGUCUUCAAACUAUGGUCACAACGCAAAUUCCUCAGAGUUUACCACAUCUUCUCUUGCCACAAAUUAUCAUCCUUCAAAUUAAUUUACGUAAGAAAUAAGCGGACCUUAGUAAUUAUUAUAAUCUGGAUCCUAAGGUUUUGGGAUUGUUGUAACUUCACUGUUGUUAACCAUCAUAUAUAUAGCAGUCUUGUC